AUGUCUGGCUAUCCUCCCCCAAUUGGCUUCUCGUUGGACGGGCAACCGGGCUAUCCCGGCUAUCCCCCCAAUCCAGCUCAAGGUUUCGGAGCACCUCCGGGCCCCGGAUACCCAGCACCUCAGGGUCCCGGAUACGGUGCACCU
Messenger RNA from Dibothriocephalus latus, 144 nucleotides. NCBI's taxonomy places the organism in Eukaryota, Metazoa, Platyhelminthes, Cestoda, Diphyllobothriidea, Diphyllobothriidae. The record is from the annotation of a GenBank genome assembly.